Molecule: messenger RNA, 3201 nt
Organism: Micropterus salmoides (largemouth bass)
Lineage: Eukaryota; Metazoa; Chordata; Actinopteri; Centrarchiformes; Centrarchidae
Product: matrix metalloproteinase-18-like
Exons: 10
Coding region: 1198-2685 (495 amino acids)
Biological process (GO): extracellular matrix organization; collagen catabolic process; proteolysis
Cellular component (GO): extracellular matrix
Molecular function (GO): metalloendopeptidase activity; zinc ion binding
Source: RefSeq, a predicted model, not a curated record
UAAGGUAAAACCUAUGCGUUUCUUUGGCUCCAUGUCAUCAAUUAUACUUUAAAUGCCUCUAUCCUUCAAACCACAUCAGUUCUUGACUUUAUUUGAUUUAUUUUCUUCAUCCCCAAAAACAUUAUUAUCUUAUUUGAGAAUUGCCUCAUUUGGCAGGAUCAUUACCUAAGAAAAAAAGAAAGAAUGCAGCACAAUAAAUCUGCCCUCGUUCACCUUGCAGACAGUUCAGUAAAGGUAAAGACUAUGAUUAAUGUAUGUCUUCGGGCUAUAACCCAGAGUGCCUAUCUAAGUUUUUUAACCUCUCAAUUAUCGUUUAUCAUAAAGUGACACUGUGAUGUUCUGUAACACUUUGAAUAUAAAAACCCAUUGUGUCAUGGAUGGAUAGCUAUAUUUUACUUAAAUGACACACACAAAUUAAAUUAAAUUAUAUUAAACUGCUUACAGACCAGAUGUUUUCUUUGACCCUUGCUGCUUCACUUCAUGGCCCAGGUAAAUCUUUGGCACCUGGACCUUUUGGCCACAAUAUUAAGCAUUGUAUGCAACCAAUUUGUGUCAUCCUUUUAUAAUGUAAUAUAGAGCUGGGGAAAGACAUGUAGUUUUGGAGCUUGCAAUAGAAAGGGCUCGGUAGUUCCAUGUCUAUUUUCGAAAGCUUGUGAAUGUGAUUCAAGGUAUGUUGUCACACAAAUAUGAAAUGAAAGGAGGGAGGUUUUCUGUGGAGUAAACAAAUUCAUGUAGAUUCCAAGAUUAUCCCUGACAGGAUCAUUCAAAAGAAUUUUGAAUUUAAUCUUUGUAGCAUACCGUGGUGUUAUUUUAAACAUCCCAUGUAUAUGCAUAGCUUGCUGUUUUUGUCACUCUCCACUUGCAGGUUAGGACAGCUCUGCAGUUCCCAUGAACUGAAUAGAGAUAGGGGCAGUUCAGUGAUAGAUUGUUUUUACUCCUAAAUCUGAAAGUAAGAACGUUUCUGAGAAUUUUGUACCAGUUAUGACUGAUUUCCCACUCUGACAAGCUUUAUAAAUAAAAGAAGAGAAGAGAGACAUUAAAAAAGACCUUGUUAUGCAGGGAGCCACCAAGCUGUUCUUGUUGGGACAGGAACACUCAUACAUAAUUAACAGGUGGUCCCCACUGCAGCUUAGUAUUAGCCCCGAGUAGCUGCUGAACAGACUGACUUGCUGGGACUCCUGCCUGUCAAACACGAAGAUGCUGUGGCUGUGUUUUGUGACUCUUAUGGUGACCGGCCAGACUCUUGUCACAGCCUUGCCUCUCCGAACUCCAGACCUGCCAAGACAACUCCAUGCAGAACCACCUGAAGCCGACCAAGAGUUUGCAGAGGAAUAUCUACGGCACUUCUAUGGCUUCAAGCCCAAGUCAGAGAGACAGAAGAGGACUACAGACCCAGAUGAAGAUGCUGAUUGGACGACUGAAUUCUGUGAUAACGUCCAGAAGAUGCAGCGCUUCUUUGGUUUACCUCCAAGUGGAGAGCUGACCAGAGAGACUCUGGCAGUAAUGAAGAAGCCGCGCUGUGGUCUGUCAGAUGUGGAACGAUUUGGAGAGUCAGUUCGCUGGAAGAAGAGGACCCUCAGCUACAGGAUUGCUGGCUACAAGUUCCCUAUCCAGGCCUCAAAGGUUUCCAGAGUCUUCAGAGCAGCAUGGAAACUCUGGUCCAACGUUGCGCCGAUGAAAUUUCGCAAGCGGGGCAGGAAAGAGGCUGACAUUGUCAUCUCCUUUCACCAUGGCGACCAUAAGGACGGCUCACCUUUUGAUGGCAAAGGAGGAGUCCUGGCUCAUGCCUUUAUGCCCGGGUCUGGUAUUGGUGGAGACAUACACUUUGAUGCUGAUGAAGAUUGGAGCUUUAAUUCUACUGGUAUCAACCUUUUUGCUGUAGCAGCCCAUGAAUUUGGACAUGCACUUGGCCUGCCCCACUCAUCUGACCCCGGAGCUAUCAUGUACCCAGCAUACAACUUUGCCCCAAAUAAUGAACCUCAGCUCUCCUUCCGCGAUGUCAAAGAUGUCCAACACCUGUAUGGUAUCAGUCCCCGUUUUGCUUCAGAAUUCUCAAAAAAACCUCCUCCAAGAACACCUGACAAAUGUGAUCCAGAACUGUCCUUUGAUGCUGUAACAGAAUUACAACAAGAGGUCCUGUUUUUCAAAGACAGAUUCAUGUGGCGUAAGCAUCCUAUGUUUGAUGAAACAGGAAUCACCCUGAUUAGCAGUCUGUGGCCGGACACAGUACCCCUCUACUUAGACGCUGCCUAUGAGAAUGUGGAGAAGAAUGUUAUUGUGUUUUUCAAAGGUCGUCAAUACUGGAUGCUGAGGCAGUUAAAACUUGAGGAGGGUUUUCCACGAAACAUCUCAGACUUGGGCUUCCCCUCUAGAAUAAAAUCUGUAGAUGCUGCUCUUCACUUCAGGAAUGACCGCUACACUGUGUUCUUCACUGGCCAUGAGUGCUGGAGGUACGAUGAGCAGCAGAAGAUGAUGGAAGGAUCACCGACACUUAUAGAGCAGCAGUGGCCCGGGAUUCCAACUCCGAUAGAUGCAGCCGUCAUCUAUGAUGGCUUUGCGCACUUCUUCAAGGGAAACAUUCACUACACAUUUGACUCCAGCUCUAAACGUGUGGUCUCCACCGGCCCUGCUAAUGAUCUGCUGGAAUGCAAGGAGAACAAUGAAAUACCGACAGAGAGGAGAUAAUUGAAAGACUGUUCUUCAUGUAGCUUGAUGACGAUGGUGCUGUGUACUUUCUCCAUGUGUAUACACAAGUGUUACAAAACUGUAUAUUAAGCAAUAACCACAAUGUACCUAAUAACAAUUUGGGAACAGAUGAAUAAUCCAGGGAAGUGGUUAAAAGUGUUACCUCAGUACGUAGUACAAUGUUGAAAUAAUGGCAUUUGUACCAGUUUGGCAGUUGUUCUGUAAUGUUGAUGUUACAAAUGUGUUUUUUAAUGUUUGUAUUUUAUUCAAAUGUUGCUGCUAGAUGUGUGUAUUUGUUUGUUUUUGUGUGUGUGUGUGUGUGUGUGUGUGUGUGUGUGUGUGUGUGUAUUUGCUAAAUAAUAUUUGAAAUAUCUUCACAUGUAUUGCAUGUGACCUACAGUUCUUCUAAAGACACCUGACAAAAUGUAAACUGUAUUUUAUGGUUCUACCUUUGCAUCAUCUUUUGGUGAUGAUCACCCAAUUUUUAAUUAAAAUAAUAGUAUUGUUACUUUUUUA